GCUUCGGCAACUUUCCAGAAUCCGUUGCAGACAGACCCGUUAUAAGAACGAUGGGCCCCUGAAUAGUAUGUUUCGUAAUUCCAGAUCCACGUUGCACUAGAGACACAAAAGAUGAAAGACCUACAGCAUCGUCAUUCAGAGGGCAGGAUUGCCAAAAGGGUCCUGAAGGCCUGUGAUCUAUGUCGACGGAAGAAAGCAAAGGUAAACCUGAAGGACCAGGAUGGAUGCAUCGACUUGCUAAAGCUGGCAGUGUGAUGGCGAGAAUCCCUGCUGCCGCUGCAAGGCUUCUGGACUGAAAUGCACGUUUCACCAUACUUUCAAGGCAAACGAGAGACCCAAACCCCAGGGGUGAGCAAUGAACCGACCCUCCCUGCUGCACUGCAGCCGAGACCCACAAAGAUCUUAGCUGAGAGAGAUAGGUACGUCGAAAUGCUCGAGAGAGACCGCCAGCACUUGAUCGACGGCCUCCGGAAGCUCUAUCACCACACAGUCGAAGAAUGCCCGGGGGAGCCGUUAGCACCUUAUCUCGGUGAUCAACAACGCCCUCCCGUCCACGAGAUCCUGAGUCGGCUACAAGUGUUGUCGGAGCCGAAAGAUUCUGAGCUCACCGGCCAAACGGCUGCUACUGGGACGACGAUUGAAACACCGGAACCGUGUUUGUCCUGCCCGAAUUUACUUGCCGAUCUCCCUGGUAGUGACGAUGCCUUGACUCCAUCAACACCCUCUGGCUUUGAUUUCGAUUUCUCGGUCCCCGAGCCGCAGUGGCCGGUGCUUGACUCCGAUCCUACCUGCCAGAGUCAGGAGUCGGUGGCAUACACGAAUGCGACGGCAGACGUAGAAGAACUGCCGCUUCAGGAGGAAUGGCCAAUGCAGGGGGGCACCGGUUAUUUGCUUCCGAGGACACAUGAGGUUCAGAAUACAUCGAUAGACGAGAUCCAGUGGCCGCCUACUUUCCAGGAACACGCUCUAGAGCCGACGGUAGUCUCUAAGAGACCAUUACCCUGGGAAUAUUGGCCAAUGCAAACAACCGGGAGUGGUGCAAUUGAUGUUCAAAAUGAAUUGAUAGAUGUGACCCAGUGGGACUUUUAUAACCCAAUGAACGACUGGACAGGUCUUUUAUGAUGC
Aspergillus steynii IBT 23096 is the source of this 1125-nucleotide messenger RNA. RefSeq lists its product as uncharacterized. The record is from RefSeq and is a predicted model, not a curated record. The transcript has a single exon. Bases 298 to 1122 code for a protein of 274 amino acids. Lineage: Eukaryota; Fungi; Ascomycota; Eurotiomycetes; Eurotiales; Aspergillaceae.